Prionailurus viverrinus (fishing cat) is the source of this 9083-nucleotide messenger RNA. RefSeq names its product cell migration inducing hyaluronidase 1 (gene CEMIP). Lineage: Eukaryota; Metazoa; Chordata; Mammalia; Carnivora; Felidae. The coding region runs from base 2463 to 6536 and encodes 1357 amino acids. The transcript has 31 exons. The record is from RefSeq and is a predicted model, not a curated record.
CUGAUCCCAGUGCCAACAAAAAUCUCACUGAAAGCUAAAUGGAAGAAUUUUUGUGAGACGAGUCAGCCGCCUGUGUUUCUCACCUGUAUACACUUGGAAGAAAGACAAAAUCAGAAGACUCUUUAGCUCCCUGCCUCUAAGCUCAAGGAUGCAGUCCACAGAUGCUGGGAGUCUCUCGGUCAUUUUCGCCUGCCUGGCGAUGUGAAUGGAGCAGGAGGCUGAACCCCAGCUGACCUUGAAGGGCUGGCUGUCUUCUUUGGACUCCCUUGCAGGUUCCGGUCCCCAGCGCGCAGCUUUCUGGUGACAAGCGCUGGGCCCCGGGGCCGCUGCGGCCCAGGCCUCCUGGAGGAGGAGGCAAGAUGCAGGCCGCCGGUGCGUGAGGCGGCGAGGCCAGGCAGACGGAGGCCACGUCUCUCGUUCCCGGUUAGGUGCCGCUUCUUCUCGACCCCGAGAGGCCGGGGCAGCGGCAGGAUGGCAGAAACGCUCCUGUUCUGGAAAACGGAGUAGGAUAUCGCCGGCUCGGGGCCAUCGGGCAGCGGUCGGCCAGCUCUGGCCAGCGGCCUCCUGUGGAAACCCCCAGCGCCAUCGGCCAACACGCUCUCCCCGGGUCUUUGGCAGCUGGGAGCCGGGUCGAGACCGAGUCUGGCCAGCCGGAGAGGCCAAAUCUCAGCUCUUGUCGCCAGAGAGCUCUUAGUGGCCCACGGAGAAAGCUGUGCCCGUUGGUGAAUUCCCCAGUGAGAUCAGAGAAAGUCUGGGGCUUUGCUUCAACAGAAUGCUUCUCGGGGUCUCUGUUCGCAGCCACCGCAGAGAGAGGAAGUGCAGAGGCCCCUCGGACCCCAGCAAUGUGGGGUUCCCCUCUCCGGGCACGACGUCUAUGCCUCCGGUGGUCAGACAGAGACAAGGCACAGGUCUCCUUAAUGUUGGGGAAAAGAGGUUUUGAGCGCGAUUCCCCCCCCACCGCCAAGUGGAAUUGUUUUCACGUCCAUCCAGAAAGCGAUUCUGUUUUGUUUCUUUGGUCUUUGGAAUGAACUAUGAUGCGAUCAGAAGACGUCAGAGCUACAGCUGGACGCAAACUUCCACUCUGCCCACGGGAAAUCCGAGGCCACCGAAGGAGACGCUUUCCUGAGGGGCCCCUGGCAGCUGGGCCAGAAGGGGUGCCCGCACCCAGACUGCCUCCCAUACCCGUCACCACCAGCCUUGGUGCCUGUCCCCUCCCUUCACCCGGCCGAUGGCCCCAAAGUCCAGGCCCCUUCAGAGGAGCCCACGACGACCUGGGCCUUCCCAGCAACAGACGGCACGCUUCCUCUGGGUUUUCUAAACCGAUGAAGAGUUGGAACGGGGCUGUGGCCGUCCCCGGAGGGCCAGGCAGCCCUCCCGUCCCCGGGGCCCCCUCCUUUCUAGCGCAGACACUCCUCCUCUGGGACCAUGGGAAAGGCGCCAUUCCCAGAUGCCGAGAUGCGUCCCUCCAGCAGCCGGCUGAGGCACUAGAAUGAGCCCGUUGUUCUCGAAGACCAGGCCUGGGCCGGGCUGGGAGGAAACCGCGGGCAUUGAAUCUCAGAGUAUCGGUUUCUCCUCCCCCCACCUCAGCUCCCCGCACGCCUGCGAGGGACGGCCAGGCAGAGGGCAGGGGGCUCCGCCUCGGACCCUCCUGCCUGCCCGACUCCCCGAGUUCCCCCAAAGCGCUUCACCUGGAGCCCACAGGCCGGGGUCGGUCAGACUUGUCCCUGAGCGAGUUCAAGGGGAGGAGCCUGUGUUGGGUGAUUGGGAUUCGGGCCCCUCCGUCAGUGAGUGCCUGGGCACAGCCUCCGUCUGGCUCGGGACAGGACCUGGGGCCCCCGGCAGGGAAGCCGGCGCUGGUCGCCCCCCAGGCCCAGUGUGAGCCCUCGGUGUGGGCCGCAUGGGGCCUGAGGACAAGCAAGCAUCCUCUAACAGGUGCAUUCUGGUCUGCAGGGGGAGUCUGGUAUCUUCUUUUUACAGUUCCUAUCUUGAGGCUUUUCUAGACAGAGUCCCAUAUUCACCGUCCAUAUGAGUAAAAAGGAAAAAAGUGAAGCAGCUUUAACGAAACGGAAGUUUAACAACAUAGAAAUUUAAUUCUCUCUCCCAUAAAAAUAAACCCAUGGUCUAGGGCUGUCGAGGCCUCCACAGGGGCAGGGCCUAGAUGUUCCCCUAGAUUUGCUUUGCCACCCUCCGCAUGGCUGGCACUAUGUAGCCAGAAGGUCCAGCCAUCAUAUCCACCUUCGAGUUAGCAGGAAGGAAGGAGGGAGGAGGGAGGAAGGUCCUCUUAUCUUCCCUCAAGGGCAUUUCCUGGAAUUCGCACACCGCACUGGGGCUGUGUUGGCCAGAGCUCCGUUCCAAGGCCACGACUAAAUGUAAGAGAGUCUGGAAGAGGUCGCCUUGAGACUGGCUGGCCAUACGCCCAGGUCAAAGUCAGGGGUUCGUUUACCAGGGAGCGCGCGGCCAGGAUGGGAGCCGCCAGCGGGCAGGACGGCACCUUCCAGGCGAUGCUGACACUCAGCUGGCUCACCCUGGCCGCGUCCGCAGCAGUGGCGGCCGAGUGCCCCGACCGGAGCCCUGAGCUGCAGCCCUGGAGCCCUGGCCACGACCCGGGCCACCGCGUGCACAUCGGCCGGGGCAGGACACUGCUGCUCACGUCUUCUGCCACGGUGAACUCCAUCCACGUCUCAGAGGGAGGAAAGCUGGUCAUUAAGGACCAAGACGAGGCGAUCGUCCUGCGUACCCGGCACAUCCUGGUUGACAACGGAGGGGAGCUGCACGCGGGGAGCGCCCUCUGCCCUUACCAGGGCAACUUCAGCAUCGUUCUGUACGGCAGGGCCGACGAAGGCAUCCAGCCGGACCCCUACUUUGGCCUCAAGUACAUCGGGGUCGGCAGAGGAGGCGUCCUUGAGCUACACGGACAGAAGAAGGUCUCCUGGACGUUUCUGAACAAAACCCUUCACCCAGGCGGCAUGCAGGAGGGGGGCUACUUUUUCGAAAGGAGCUGGGGUCACCGUGGAGUCAUCGUGCAUACCAUCGACCCCAAAUCGGCGACUGUCAUCCACUCCGACCGGUUUGACACCUACAGAUCCAAGAAGGAGAGUGAACGCCUGGUCCAGUACUUGAACGCGGUGCCCGCGGGCAGGAUCCUUUCGGUGGCAGUGAACGACGAGGGGUCCCGGAACCUGGAUGAUGCGGCCAGGAAGGCCAUGACGAAGCUGGGCAGCAAACACUUCCUGCACCUUGGAUUCAGACACCCUUGGAGUUUCCUAACUGUGAAAGGAAAUCCCUCUUCUUCCGUCGAAGACCACAUUGAAUAUCACGGGCACCGCGGCUCCGCUGCUGCCCGGGUGUUCAAAGUGUUCCGGACGGAGCACGGCGAGCAUUUCAACGUUUCUUCAUCCAGCGAGUGGGUUCAAGACGUGGAAUGGACGGGGUGGUUCGACCACGACAAAGUGCCGCAGACUAAAGGCGGGGAGAAAAUUUCAGACCUCCGGGCGGCUCACCCGGGAAAAAUCUGCAACCGCCCCAUCGAUAUACAGGCCACUACGCUGGACGGCGCUAACCUCACCGCCGAGGUUGUCCACAAAAAGGGCCAGGAUUACAGGUUUGCGUGCUACGACCAGGGCCGCCCCUGCCACGGCUACCGCGUGCGGUUCCUCUGCGGGAAGCCUGUGAGACCCAGACUCACCGUCACCAUCGACACCAACGUGAACAGCACCAUCCUGAACCUGGAGGACGAUGUGCGGUCGUGGAAGCCCGGAGACACGCUGGUCGUCGCCAGCACCGAUUACUCCAUGUACCAGGCAGAAGAGUUCCAGGUGCUCCCCUGCAGAGCCUGUGCCUCCAACCAGGUCAAGGUGGCAGGGAAGCCCCUGUACCUGCACAUCGGGGAGGAGAUCGACGGUGUGGACAUGCGGGCGGAGGUCGGGCUCCUGAGCCGGAACAUCGUGGUGAUGGGGGAGAUGGAGGACCAGUGUUACCCCUACAGCAACCACAUCUGCAGCUUCUUUGACUUCGAUACCUUUGGGGGCCACAUCAAGUUCGCGCUGGGCUUUAAGGCGGCCCACCUGGAGGGCGUAGAGCUGAAGCACAUGGGGCAGCAGCUGGUGGGGCAGUACCCCAUUCACUUCCACCUGGCGGGCGACGUGGACGGACGGGGAGGCUACGACCCGCCCACCUACGUCCGGGAGCUCUCCAUCCACCACACGUUCUCGCGCUGCGUCACCGUGCACGGCUCCAACGGCCUGCUGGUCAAGGACGUGGUGGGCUAUAACUCCCUGGGCCACUGCUUCUUCACGGAGGACGGGCCGGAGGAACGCAACACCUUUGACCACUGUCUGGGCCUCCUGGUCAAGUCUGGAACCCUCCUCCCCUCCGACCGGGACAGCAAGAUGUGCAGGAUGAUCACGGAAGACUCGUACCCGGGCUACGUCCCCAAGCCCCGGCAGGACUGCAACGCAGUGUCCACCUUCUGGAUGGCCAACCCCAACAACAACCUCAUCAACUGUGCGGCCGCGGGCUCCGAGGAAACCGGAUUCUGGUUCAUUUUUCACCACGUUCCGACGGGCCCGUCGGUGGGAACGUACUCGCCAGGUUACUCCGAGCACAUCCCGCUGGGAAGGUUCCACAAUAACCGAGCACACUCCAACUACCGCGCUGGCAUGAUCAUUGACAACGGGGUCAAAACUACGGAGGCCUCUGCCAAGGACAAGCGGCCCUUCCUGUCCAUCAUCUCUGCCAGGUACAGCCCUCACCAGGAUGCCGACCCGCUGAAGCCCCGGGAGCCGGCCAUCAUCAAACACUUCACGGCCUACAAGAACCAGGACCACGGGGCCUGGCUGCGCGGCGGGGACGUGUGGCUGGACAGCUGCCGGUUCGCUGAUAAUGGCAUCGGCCUGACCCUGGCCAGCGGCGGGACCUUCCCGUAUGAUGAUGGCUCCAAGCAGGAGAUCAAGAACAGCCUGUUCGUCGGCGAGAGUGGCAACGUGGGGACGGAGAUGAUGGACAACAGGAUCUGGGGCCCCGGUGGCCUGGACCACAGCGGGAGGACCCUCCCUAUAGGCCAGAAUUUUCCGAUCCGAGGAAUUCAGUUCUAUGACGGCCCCAUCAACAUCCAGAACUGCACCUUCCGCAAGUUUGUGGCCCUGGAGGGCCGGCACACCAGUGCCCUGGCCUUCCGGCUGAACAACGCCUGGCAGAGCUGCCCCCAUAACAAUGUGACCGACAUUGCCUUUGAGGAUGUCCCGAUUACUUCCAGAGUGUUCUUCGGAGAGCCGGGGCCCUGGUUCAACCAGCUGGACAUGGAUGGGGAUAAGACGUCCGUGUUCCAUGAUGUCGACGGCUCUGUGUCCGAGUACCCGGGGUCCUACCUCACCAAGGACGACAACUGGCUGGUCCGGCACCCGGACUGCAUCAACGUCCCCGACUGGAGAGGGGCCAUCUGCAGCGGGCGCUACGCACAGAUGUACAUUCAGGCCUACAAGACCAGCAACCUACGGAUGAAGAUCAUCAAGAACGACUUCCCCAGCCGCCCCCUCCACCUGGAGGGGGCCCUGGCCCGGAGCACCCAUUACCAGCAGUACCAGCCGGUGGUCGCCCUGCAGAAGAGCUACACCGUGCACUGGGACCAGCCGGCGCCCGCCGAGCUGGCCAUCUGGCUCAUCAACUUCAACAAGGGCGACUGGAUCCGAGUGGGGUUCUGCUACCCCCGCGGCACGUCCUUCUCCAUUCUCUCCGACGUGCACAACCGCCUGCUGAAGCAGACAUCCAAGACGGGCACCUUCGUGCGGACCCUCCAGAUGGACAAGGUGGAACAGAGCUUCACGGGCAGGGGCCACUACUACUGGGACGAGGACUCAGGGCUGUUGUUCCUGAAGCUGAGAGCCCAGAACGAGAGGGAGAGGUUCGCCUUCUGCUCCAUGAGAGGCUGCGAGCGAAUCAGGAUCAAGGCCCUGAUCCCCAAGAACGCGGGCGUCAGCGACUGCACGGCCACCGCCUACCCCAGGUUCGCCGAGAGAGCAGUGGUGGACGUGCCGAUGCCCAGGAAGCUCCGUGGUGCCCAGCUGAAGACAAAAGACCGCUUCCUGGAGGUGAAGAUGGAGAGUUCCAGGCAGCGUUUCUUUCACCUCCUGAGCGACGUGGCUUACAUUGAAGUGGACGGGACAAGGUACCCCAGCUCCGAGGACGGCAUCCAGAUGGUGGCGAUCGACGGCAGCCGCGGGCACGUGGUGAGCCACACGAGCUUCAGCAGCACCAUGCUGCAGGGCGUCCCGUGGCAGCUGUUCAGUCACGUGGCGGCCAUCCCCGACAACUCCAUUGUGCUCGUGGUGUCGAAGGGACGAUACACGUCCAGGGGCCUGUGGACCAGAGUGCUGGAAAAGCUCGGUGCAGAUAAAAGCCUCAGGUUGAAAGAGAAAAUGGCGUUCGUUGGCUUCAAAGGGAGCUUCCGGCCCACCUGGGUGACUCUGGACACCGAGGACUAUGGUGCCAAAAUCUUCCAAGUGGUGCCCAUCCCCGUGGUGAGGAAGAAGAAACUGUGAGGACGCCAGCCACCUCGUGUCGCUCCGCAGUGGACGGUGGACUCUUGGCCACGGGCCAGGCGGGACGGCUGGCUCCCCCUGGGAAGGGCCGGGGCAGCCCUGACGGGCUGGGGGAGGGUAUCAGAGACCCUGGCGCGGCCACCCGCCCCCACUCCAGCGUCUCCCUGCGGCCCCCGGGGGGGCAGCCGACCGUGCUGGAAACCUUCCUUCCUGCAGCCUCUCGGGUGCUUCUCUCCUACCUGUGCCUCUUCGGUGGGGGGGCGCGGGGGCCACGCAAGGAGACCCGAGCUGCACUGGCGGCAGGAGCCCUGACCCGGCCGUUCACAGACCCUGCGCUCUCCAGCGCGCACGGCAGGCUGGUCGAUACGGGGGGAAAGGGAGCCGUGAGCAGACACCAACCUUCAAGGGGUCGGGAGCCGGUGUGUAGAUGCAGCCGGCCAGGACGGGACCAGCUCCCCUCGGGGGACGGGUGAGCCCUGCCUCUGGAGGGUUCACCUGACCGUUCAGGAGGCCUCGGGUCCCGGGAUGGGGGCGGGGGACGAGGUGACUUUUAGAGGCCCUCUGCGUUCUGAGACCACACUGCACGCGGAAGCCAGCGGCAGACGCGAGGGUGCCGUGUGGCUGGGCGCCCUGGGCCGUGAGGGCGGAGCUGCGGGAGGUCCGGCCUGGGGUCCGGGCUCGCAGGCUGCAGGACGGGCGGGCUCAGAAGAAGACCGGGCGAGGAUCCCGCGUGCUCGGGUGGGUCAGGACGCGGCCUGCAGGAGGAGGAAGGGGGCGGGUACCUUGGAGGGCGGGCUCGGGCAGCACCCCCCCCCCACCCAGUAGCUCGGAGGUGCUCCCACCUGCUGAAGCUGCUGACCGCUGGGUCACCCUGUGCCUGCAGCUUGCUGGCCCACCCAGCGAGGCCGCACGUGGCGGGGGGGGGGGGGGGGGGGUCGCCGGGCCGGCCCGAGGUGCCCAGAGCACUGAGCACCUCCUGGCCCGGCCCCAGGGCGGGCUGGACCAAGUGGAGGGAAGUGAGCUCCUACCUGGGGCCUCAUUUGUUCUUUAUCCCGAGACCUGGGAACGCGCUCUCACCUCAGGAGCCCGAGGUUUCAGAGUCGGAGAGGACCUUAGGGUACGUCCAGUCCAAGACCCUCCUUUCACGGAGGGGGCGUGUGAGACCCCGAGAUGGGGAAGAACCACGCGACCAGGCCGGGGCCGGGCCGAGAGGCCCCCGCCCAGCACCUGCCGCCACACCACAUUGCCUCCACAACCGGCCCUGGGUGCUCCCGCCGGAGCUCCCCGAACAGGGACGAGUCCCCUGAAAAAGUCAUCAGAAUACAGAGAAUUGGCCGAUGGCUGUUUCCCUCCAGGCCCACUGCCUGCCCCGCGGGUUGGGGCGGCCCUGCGGCCCCCGCUUGCCUGGUGGCCACGGCCGUCCCGCUGGUGCUACCCGAGUGCAGGUGCACAGGUGCGGCCCAGUGGCGGGCUUGCGUCAACACUUUGGGUGAGCCGGCUCGGCUGCUGGGAUCGGGGGCUCGCAGCUACCCGCUGACCCCCGAGCUGUCUGCCUCGCCCACCCUCCGCCCUGCAGGGAGCUCCGAGAGCUCCUGAGGGGGGGGACCCCUUCUGGGGUUCACACUCUCCCGGGGGGCCCCAGGGUCACGCCGAGCUGCAUCUCCCCCUUUCCUGCGCCAACCACACGCUCUUGGCAACUCUUCCUUCGAAGACGGCCUUCUCUGUCCCUCUGCAGCCGCGGCCCUCGGGAGGGGUCCCCUCCCCAGGCUGAGCCGACUGCCAGAGCGGUUUCCCGGAGCACGGUCCGUCCAGCUGCUGGGAGGCGAGGGUGGGACACGGCAGGGGCCGUGCUCCCGGAAGAAGCCUCUUCCACGCAGAUUCCCGGCGACGGGUGGGGAGGGGAGUCGUGACCUCACGUCCCCGUCUGCAGUUCUGUGGAGUUUUUCAAACUCUGUCGACGCGAGGGUCUCACACUGUGAACCAGCUAGGGUGGGGUCGCUUCCGGUGGCCGGGAGUGUGGACAGUCUUUGGUUCGGUUGGUUUCAGAGAGCGUAUCUGUUUGAAAAUGCUCAGAGUUGUACACACGCCCAGCAGCUCAGGGUCCGUGCGCGCACUCUCCCUCCGACGCUGGCCAGCAAGAGCCAGGGGCCCGGCGUGCGCUUGGUGGCACACGUUUUCUCACCGCCUGGAAAAUCGCUCCCACGGUUCUGUCUGUCGGCGUCCAAAUGAGUUAGGCCCUCUGGGGCGAGCCACACUCCCCUGAAAUGCUGGUCUCUUUCCUGUUGCCGAAACGGCUGGUCCUUUUUCGGGAAUUAGAUGUUUUGUUCGUAAACGUUUCUCAUAGGUGUUGCCACGAACAAAGAUGUGUUUUCUAUUUAUUUAUUAUGUAUGCACUUGGAGAAGUCGUCGUGGGGGAAAUGGAUCGUCCUAAAUGUCCCGUUCGGGGAUGUCCUUUGGACCACGUACCCGGAACCUUCUGCUGGUGGCCGAGGGCACUGGCUGUGGUUUGGAAAACCUUGUACCAUAGUAAACAUACAAAGGAUCUCA